AUGGCUUUUUUGAAGACACUUGCAUGGAUCGUUUUUCUUUGGUACUGCUUUGUUGUUUCACUCUGUAUUCUUGGUUGGCUUACGAUUCGGUCAAUUUAUUCAAAAAGCUUGGUACAUGCUGCAAAUAUGAUAUCUGAGCCUUUACCGGGUGUUUCUAUCUUAAGACCGCUUAAGGGGCUUGAUCCACGCAUGUAUGAUUGUCUUGAAUCUGCUUUUUUGCAGAAAUAUCCCAAGUUUGAGAUUAUUAUGUCGAUUGCGGAUGAAACAGACCCAGCAGUGGAUGUGGCUAAGGAGUUGAUCACAAAAUAUCCAUAUGUAGAUGCAAAGAUUAUUAUUGGGGAUGAGCGGAUUGGUCAAAAUCCUAAGAUAAAUAAUUUAGUUCGCUCAGAACGAGUGGCAAAAUAUGAUAUUUUGUGGAUUCUGGAUAGCAAUAUAUGGAUAUUACAGGGAUGCAUUGAACGGAGUGUUAAAUCAUUAAUGUUGCCUGGAGUACAGUUGGUUCAUCAUUUACCAUUAUGUAUUGCAUCCUCUCCUCAGUCAUCAGUGGGUUCCCGUUUGGAUGAAAUGUUUUUGUCGACGUUCCAUGCAAGAAUGUAUUCUGCAAUUAAUCGUGUUGCAAUAACUCCGUGCGUUAUUGGUAAAAGUAAUUUGUUUCGGCGGGCUUCUUUAUUCUCGCGAGCACCUAAAGGGUUAAAAGAGUUUUCUAAUUAUAUUGCUGAAGAUCAUUUAAUUGCAACGACUCUUUGGACAAGUGGGAAAAAAAGUCAUUUUAUGGCAACAGAGUAUGUUUGGCAGCCAGUUGAAAGCAUUAGCAUUAGUGAUUAUAUUGCAAGACGUGUAAGAUGGAUACGUCUCCGUAAAUAUUUUGUUACAAUACCUACACUUCUUGAACCAUUUACGGAAAGUAUAUUGUUUGGCUUUUUAGGGGCUUGGUCAAUUUCUGUUUUGACUAAUUCCGCUCAUUUUUAUGUAAUAUGGACUAUUCAUAUGUUUAUAUGGAUGGUUAUGGAUUAUACGCAGUUUAAUAUUUUACGUUCUUUUUUGAAUAACAAAAUCGAUAAAAAUAGUUUUAGUUUGAUGCCGUGUGAUUAUAGUUUUUUUCGUUGGUUUUGUAUUUGGGUUUUACGGGAAAUAUUGGCUUUUCCUAUCUGGGUUAAAGGUAUGUCUGGUUCACGCAUUUAUUGGAGAAACCAAACAUUUGCGCUUCGUUCUGAUAUGACUGCUCAAACAAUAGAUGAGAAAGGCUAA
Messenger RNA from Pneumocystis jirovecii RU7, 1248 nucleotides. RefSeq lists its product as uncharacterized. The transcript is spliced from 3 exons. The record is from RefSeq and is a predicted model, not a curated record. Gene Ontology annotation, cellular component: membrane. The coding region runs from base 1 to 1248 and encodes 415 amino acids. Gene Ontology annotation, molecular function: ceramide glucosyltransferase activity. Gene Ontology annotation, biological process: glucosylceramide biosynthetic process. Lineage: Eukaryota; Fungi; Ascomycota; Pneumocystomycetes; Pneumocystales; Pneumocystaceae.